Parasteatoda tepidariorum (common house spider) is the source of this 1585-nucleotide messenger RNA. NCBI's taxonomy places the organism in Eukaryota, Metazoa, Arthropoda, Arachnida, Araneae, Theridiidae. The record is from RefSeq and is a predicted model, not a curated record.
AAACAAUUUAAUUAGAACUUUUUAUCAAUUUUUAGAUAAGAAAGGAAAGCAUUGUUCGUUUUCCGUUGGAUAAUUCCCAUAUCGAGAGUAAAGCAGUCGAAGAAAAGGAAGGAAAUCCGAAAAAAAUUGGGAAAAUUGUAUGGGCAGCUAUAAAAUGCUUUGUCUUCGUUGCUUGUGUAGGAGGAUUCGCAUACCAGAUAACGGAGUUUAUAACCCAUUUCUACUCUUACCCAACAGUUGUUACAAUAGAUCUACAAGAACCUGAUUCUUUUGUCAUACCUGCAUUAACAGUCUGCAAUCUUAAUCUAAUAAAAAGAAGUGCCUACUGCGAAAAAUUUCCAGAGGAGUGCAUAUCUUUGAAAAAAGAAGAUUAUAACUCAUUUUGUACUGAAAGCCCACACUAUUGUCGAUUGGAUAAUGAUCCUUUUACGUUUAAGAUACCUAAAAACCCAAAAUUUUAUAUUAAUGAGAUGGAUGAAUAUAGAAGCAAGAAAAAUUUAGAAGACCUCGUCGAUCAUGAAGAUUAUUACGUGACACACAAUGGAUUUUUAGAAUAUUUUAAUGGACCAUUUUUCAUGGAUUCUAACCUUCCUUGUUACACCCUCAAUAAUCGGGCAAUUGUUAAUAGAAAACCUAAAAAGGGAGAAUUUCACAAAUACCUAAGAAAGUCACGUAUGGGACGAGCCACAUAUGUUGAUGGAAUCUAUAUUCAAAUAAAUGAAGUAGAAGUCUUCGACUAUUUGUCAAAGCCCGGUGCACUCCUUUCCGUACACUCACCGUUUACAGUAGUUGACCCUGGACUAGAGGGAGCUGUACUGAAGCCAAAUAGGAAAUAUAAAGUACAUAUACGAUUGGAAGAAAAUCACUUAUUGAAAUUUCCAUACAAAACUGAUUGUCGGGACUAUGAGGAAGAGUGGAUAAAUAAUGGCCAAACGGGGCCACGAUCACAACAGGUAUGCGUCAACAGCUGUUGGAAUGAAUACAAUUUAAAGUGCUUCAACUGCUCAAAGCCACUGAUGCAAACUAAACUUCAAGAAACAUGCAUUACAUUAGUACAAGCAUCUUGUGGCAUCAAAAUAGAAGGCGAUAAGUUAAAGGCAUGUUUAGCUACCUGCAAAAAUGCUUGCAAGGAGAGGAAAUAUGUUUACAGAGUUCAAGAACAGCCAUAUGUGCAUAGGGAUAAAAACUUGCGUGGAAGGAAAGCGAGAAUUCAUAUUGAUGUUGUCAUUGAUGAACCGGAAGUACUGGUAUUUGCUCACAAACCUCAAUACUUGGCUGUUGAGUUAUUUAGCUACAUUGGAGGGUUUCUCGGAUGUUGGCUGGGAAUUUCGAUUUGGUCAUCGUCUUCAACACUGUUAAAAAUUUUAAAUCAUGUAAAAGUUCAGUUGAAGAAACUAAAGCAAGAAAAAACGAAAGAAAAUGAAGAAGAUUUAUGUAUAAAUUAAUUGUUUUAAAUAGAAAUGAGUUAAAAUCAAAUCUAUUAUGUUACGACGAAUUUCAUAAUUAUGUGCAAGGAAUGUAUUGAUAUUGUAUUUCCCAUACUUUAGUUAAAGUAAUAAAUACUAAUUAUAAGUAAAGUAAUAAA